Molecule: messenger RNA, 1137 nt
Organism: Hirundo rustica (Barn swallow)
Lineage: Eukaryota; Metazoa; Chordata; Aves; Passeriformes; Hirundinidae
Product: G-protein coupled receptor 55-like
Exons: 3
Coding region: 1-1035 (344 amino acids)
Biological process (GO): positive regulation of Rho protein signal transduction; phospholipase C-activating G protein-coupled receptor signaling pathway
Cellular component (GO): membrane
Molecular function (GO): G protein-coupled receptor activity
Source: RefSeq, a predicted model, not a curated record
AUGGAGAUCAGACUCCGCUGCCUUAAAAGAAAACACAAGGCCACAGAGUUCCACAAGCUGAGAAGGAGAAAAAGUCAACAACUAGAGCACAAGGCAGCCCAAAGCAUACCUGGAGAUAUGAAUGACACCCAUGACAAGGGCAAUAUCAGUGCUACCGUGGAAUUGUUCCAGCUCAUCGUGUACACCCCCACUUUUAUCCUGGGAUUGCUGUUCAACAUAAUGGCUCUGUCCUUCCUGUUUUUUAAGGUUAAAAAGCUGUCAGAAUCUACAGUCUACAUGAUAGCCCUUAUAUUCCUGGAUACUUUGCUGUUGUUUACUCUUCCUUUUAAAAUCAUUUCCUACCACCUUCAGGACAGCUGGAACUUGGGGUCUGUGUUUUGCUCCACCUUGGAGAGUCUUUACUUUGUGAACAUGUAUGGCAGCAUCCUCAUCUCCCUGUGCAUCUGUGUGGACCGGUACAUCGCUAUCCAGUACCCUUUCGCGGCCCUCACCCUCAGGUCCAUCAAGAAAGCUGCCAUGGUCUGUGCUCUCAUCUGCCUGGGCACCUCCGUGGGGACAGUCUCUACUUUCCAACUGCAUGGAAAGGGCCACAACAUCUCGUCCUGCUUCCAUAACUUCUCCAAGAGCACGUGGGAGAACGCAGGCCUGUUCAGCACCUUGCAGAUCAUCUUUUUCGGCAGCAUGGCAGCCAUGACUUUCUGCACUGCCCAGACUGUCCGGUGCCUGAGAAGGCACAGAAACCCCGAAAACCCCCAAACACACAGCACCAGAGCAGAGAGGAUCGUGGUGACAAACCUGGUCGCCUUUUUGGUGUGUUUCACACCUUACCACGUGGCAUACUUCGUGUACUUCUUGGUGAAGAACAACAUUGUCCACAUUUCUUUUCAACAAGUGCUACGAGACACUGUUCAGGUGACCCUUUGCUGGGCAAACCUGAACUGCUGUCUUGAUGGGGUGUGUUAUUAUUUUGUUUUAAAGGAGUCCUUGGAAGACACAUUGCAAAACAGUGAAAAAAGAGCCACGCAAAAGCCUUGAUUUAUGUACUGCAUGUUCAUUACUUGGGAUGAUGUGUGGAGAGGUUUUAGUGGAAAGUACAGGGUUCUGAACUUCUUAACUAAGCAGUUUGCUUUAAAUACU